Messenger RNA from Panicum virgatum (switchgrass), 2665 nucleotides. RefSeq names its product flowering time control protein FCA-like. Gene Ontology annotation, cellular component: ribonucleoprotein complex; cytoplasm; nucleus. The record is from RefSeq and is a predicted model, not a curated record. NCBI's taxonomy places the organism in Eukaryota, Viridiplantae, Streptophyta, Magnoliopsida, Poales, Poaceae. Gene Ontology annotation, molecular function: mRNA binding; protein binding. The transcript is spliced from 18 exons. Bases 101 to 2353 code for a protein of 750 amino acids.
CCCCUCGCCUGGCGUCGAUCCAUCUCCUCCGACUCGCUCAGUUGCCCCUCUCGCUCUCGUGCUCUCCACCCGCUUCACCGCAUAACCCUAGCUCCGCCACAUGCACCGGGCCGGCGACCGGUCCGGCGGUCCCUCGGGCGGCGGCGACCGCUCCGGAGGUCGGUUCCAGCGGAGCCCUUCCCGUUGGUUAGGCGGCGGUGGCGGAGGAGGGGGUAGCCCGCCCCAUCGCUACUCCUCGCGCAGCGGGGGAGAUGGCAGUGGUGGAGGAGGCGGUGGCGGUGGCGGUAGCGGGAGGUUUCACCCGUACCGUGGCUCUUCCGAUUAUUCUGGCGGCGGCGGCAGCGGCGGCGGCGGCGGGAGUGGAGGGUACAGAGGCGGCGGUGGGGACAAUUUCGGCGAGCAGAGGCACCGCUACGGCGGCAGUAACCGAGGCGGAGGCCUUGGGGAUUUCCAAGAUCAUGACAGCAGAAGUAAUUAUGUCAAACUUUUUGUUGGGUCUGUUCCAAGGACAGCAACUGAAGAAGAUGUCCGUCCUUUAUUUGAGGAGCAUGGAGAUGUUCUUGAAGUUGCUUUAAUCAAGGAUAGGAAGACCGGUGAACAACAAGGUUGUUGUUUUGUUAAAUAUGCUACUUCUGAGGAGGCGGAAAGAGCCAUCAGGGGUCUGCACAACCAGUACACUUUGCCUGGAGCGAUGGGCCCUGUUCAAGUUAGAUAUGCUGAUGGUGAAAGAGAGCGACAUGGGGCUAUUGAGCACAAAUUAUUUGUCGCGUCCCUCAAUAAGCAAGCAACUCCAAAGGAGAUUGAAGAGAUCUUUGCCCCAUAUGGUCAUGUGGAAGAUGUUUACAUUAUGAGAGAUGGCAUGAGGCAGAGCCGAGGUUGCGGCUUUGUCAAAUUCUCAUCAAAAGAGUCAGCAGUGGCAGCUAUGAAUGCCCUUAAUGGGAUUUACAUAAUGAGGGGAUGUGAGCAACCAUUAGUCAUUAGAUUUGCUGAUCCUAAGAGGCCUAGACCUGGAGAAUCGAGGAGUGGCCCUGCAUUUGGAGGUCCUGGUUUCAGUCCUCGAUCGGAUGCAGCCCUUGUUAUCAGGCCGACAGCAAAUCUUGAUGAACCAAGGGGUCGCCAUAUGCCUCCUGAUUCUUGGCGUCCAUCAAGUCCAAGGUCAAUGGUACCUAAUCAAUACAAUAAUUUUGGAUCUGACAAUCCCUUGACGCUAAGUGGUGGCGCUGUAACAUCAGCAGAUACUGCUGCUUUUCGUCCUCCGAUGUUCCAUGGAAAUGGUUCUGUAUCAACUCAGACAGGUGCACCAACUUCAUCGCAUACGGGCAUGAACCCUCCCAUGGUACAAGGGCAUCACCUGGGAGGCCAACAGAUCCCAACCAUGCAAAAGCCACCUGGUCCACCACAGAAUUUCCCUGUACAAUUGCAGAAUGCUCAGCAAGGACAGCCUCUGCAGGGGCCUAUUCCACAGAUUGGGCAGCUUCAGGUCCCACAAUCCAUGGGACCUGUUUCAUUUGGCCAGAAUAUGCCAUCUAUGCAAUUGCCUGGCCAACCUCCAGCAUCACAGCCAUUGAUGCAACAGAAUGCUUCUCUAGGUGCUUUACAGGCUGCUUCAUCUGUACAGUCCAAUCCCAUGCAAGCUGUUCCUGGCCAGCAGCAACUUCCCACCAGUGUUGCUCCCCCAAUGCUCCAGCAGUCGAUGCAGCAGAUGCCUUCACAAGCACCACAGUUGCUGCUUCAACAGCAGGCAGCUUUGCAGUCUAGUUAUCAGUCUUCACAGCAGGCGAUUUAUCAGUUGCAGCAACAGCUGCAACUAAUGCAGCAGCAAACUAACCUAAAUCAGCAAGCCCCAGCACAGGUUGCUAAACAGCAGUCUGGACAGCCAGUGCAAUCCAGUACCCCUGGUGCUUCAGGUGCCAUUAUUCCGACAAAUAUUAUUGCAAUUCCACAGCAGGUUGGUUCACCUGCAGUUUCUUUAACCUGCAACUGGACAGAGCAUACCUCCCCUGAAGGUUUUAAGUAUUACUACAAUAGCGUUACUCGUGAGAGUAAGUGGGAGAAACCUGAAGAGUAUGUGCUGUAUGAGCAGCAGCAGCAGCAACAGCAGCAGCAGAAACUGCUUUUGCUUCAACAGCACCAACAAAAUAUUGCUGCACAGCAACUGCAAUCACCACCACAUGGUCAGUCACUUCCAUCCAUGCAACCAAUUCAACAACUUCCCCAGGCACAAGGACAAGCACAAAUGCAGAUGAAACAACAGGAAUUAAAUUACUCUCAAUUACAGGCAGCUGGUUCCAUUGAUCCCAGCAGGAUUCAGCAGGGCAUCCAAGCUGCACAAGAACGCGCUUGGAAAAGUUAGGGCUGCAGGUCAUGACGACAAAAGGCGCUAGUCAAGACUCGGAAUUGAGCUCAUCCCUGUGCCAUCCAUCUGUAACAGCGGCUUUGUUUAUCCUGCACACCCAGGAACCCAUCCCGAUAAGAGUGUAACUCUGGAUUUAGAUUAGACUGAUAUGUAGAUGGUAGAUCCUGUACGUGUACAUUGUUGCGACCUAGGCCAUGUAUCCCAUGUUAGCGAUUCAUGUACUCCAGCGGGUUAUCCCCAUGCGACUUCCUGGGUCCCUUUCAUCUCUGUUCUCUGAUUCUCUCCUUACAGCUGUGGUAUGAUUUGCGA